Cryptosporidium ubiquitum is the source of this 4662-nucleotide messenger RNA. RefSeq lists its product as uncharacterized. Lineage: Eukaryota; Apicomplexa; Conoidasida; Eucoccidiorida; Cryptosporidiidae. The record is from RefSeq and is a predicted model, not a curated record. The transcript has a single exon. Bases 1 to 4662 code for a protein of 1553 amino acids.
AUGAUGAGGUGGAAGACAAUUUCAUUUUUGUUGUCUUUUCUGAGUAUUUCUCUUAUAACAACUGCAAAAGAUGGUGAAUCAAACUACUACUUCUUCAAGAAGGCAACUUCUAGCUCAACUUUGGUGGGGAGCACUUUUAACGGAGAAUUUGACCCAUCAAAUGCAUUGAAUAUGGGAAAUAGUGAGUGGAGGUCUGCAAAUGGUCUCUCAACAGAACAACAGAUUGUUUACACAGCCUAUAUUUCAGCAACAGCGAAAGCAAUUGGUUUGAAAAUAGUUUGGAGUUCAAGCGCAAGAGAAACUCAAAUUCAAGUUUCUCCAGACGGAAUUAAUUACGAAAUUGUCGUACCAAACAGAAGAGCAACUCAAAACGAGAAAGAGUUCACUGAAGACUUUAUGUUUGAUCAUUCAAGAGAUGUUAGAGCGGUGAAAAUUCAGAUGAAGGCAAGGCCAAACCAAUACGUUGGUAUCAGACAGUUGGUUGCCCUUGGAUCAGGGUCUCCAUUAGCCAUGAUUAUUUCUGGAAUUACAGAUGAGAGAGGGGACAACUGUUUACAAGUAAUUGGAGGUAAAGUUCAGGAGGAGUUUGCUCAAGUAGACUUGGAUUCAUGUGUAUAUGGUAUUUCUGCGGGAGAUGGAAGGGAAUUAUGGAAAAUGGGUCCAAAUGGACAAAUUAUCAGUGCAGCAAGUAAUCCUCCAAAAUGUCUAAUUGUAGCAAAUGGUGAUUUUAGUGGCUCAUCUCCUUUACUUAUUCAAGAUUGUGAUGUUGCAGAACAAGCUGAAGAUGGUCGAUCAUUUUGGGAAUUUAAUGAUAAUUCUCAACUACAGGUUAAAGGAACAAAUGCAUGUGUAAAUCAAAUAAACAAAGCUGGUGUUGGAGUUGGAACAACAAAGCUAGAAUUAAAUGGAACAGCCUCAUCCACAAUGGAUGCAUUACAUACAGUAGGCGCAGCAAUAGAUAGCGAUAUAGCAACAUACUGGGCAUCUGCAGCUUUUGAAAGUGCUGGUGAGCAUAAAGUUUCUAUUAACUUGUCAGCUAAUACAACCUAUCAACUUAAGAAUUUGAGAAUAGAUUGGGAAUUUCCACCAUUCACUUACUCUAUCGCAGCAAAGGUUGAUGGUGAAAUAAAACAAAUUGCAAGAGUUGAAGGAAAUCCAUCAAAUACAACAUUGAAUGAGAUGAAUGGAGUAAUUUCAGAUUUCAUUGAAAUCGUUAUGGAAAAGCCACAUCCAAGAUACGGUAAAUACUCAAACAAAUAUUUGUAUGGUAUUAGAGAAAUUGAAUUAGUUACAAAUAAUUUAAGAUCAGUUGUUUCAUUCUGCAGAGAUGCAGCUAUGUCAAAAGAUGCUAGAGAUAAAUACUUCUUGAAUUAUGUUGAAGAUUUUAAUUCCAAGGCAUCAGAAAUGGUUAAGAGUGCAGCUAGAGAUGUUAUGUCUAGAACAAGAAAUCUCGGAGUGUUAAAUGAUAGAGUUAAUACUCUACUUCCGUCAAUUGAUGAGUGUUUUACUGACAAGAAAGAGUAUGUGUCUCGUUUAGAGGAUUACAUUUCAAAUGCUAAACAAUUAAAGGAAGGUUUGGGAGCUGUUAAGAAUGAAAUUUCUGUCGGAAUUGGACGUGAACCGGGUGAUGAGUCAACUCUUCCAGCAGAAGAUUGUUUUGCAAUUGCUUCAAGAAAUCCAAAUUCGAUUUCUGGUUUCUACUGGAUAUUACCAAGAUGUGCCCCCGAACCUAUUCGAGUAUGGUGUGAUAUCAAGUUUGGAGCAUCAUAUUAUAUAUGGAAUGAUGGUGGAAAUCCAGGAUCAUAUAUUCCUGUCACAUCUGUCUCAGAUAUAAGAAGGUACUGCGCAAAUGUUGGAAUGGAACCAUUAGUACUUAGAAAUAUUGAGCAGAUAUCUGGAAUUAAAACAGCAUUAGGAAUUAUGGGAUUCAAAUUAUCUGAAGGAAGCGGUAUUCCAUUAGCCGUUGACUAUGGUUGUUUAGACGGAAAAUGUACAGGAUCUUAUCAAGAUUUAAGAGAUGGAACAAGUGAUUUGUCCAGCUUAGUUCUUUCUUUGGCAUCUCCUGAGUCAACUGCUACAACAUUGUUUGGAAAUGAUGCAGUAGGACUUGGAUUCAGUGAAAAUUAUCUAAGCUUCUUCAAUUUAAGGAACUCAAAUAUUGUUGGAAUUGUUUGUUCUACAAAUGUGGUAUUAAGUCAAAAGCAAAUCAAUCAUGUUGAUAUUGAUUGUGAUACUGUUGCUUACAAAAAUCCAAUUUUCGAGGGACCAAUUAAUACAAAUAUUGUUGUACAAUGUCCACCAGGUUGUGGAGAGUAUAAAACUAAAGUAUACGGAAGCGACGGAGUAUACUCAGAAAAGAGUUCAAUUUGUAGAGCUGCUCUACACGUUGGAGUAAUUUCUGCAAAUACCGGAGGAAUGCUAAAUGUUGCUUUGGAAGGUCCAAAGAAUUCAUACGAAGGAUCAAUAAAAAAUGAAAUCGAAUCUGAAAAAUUGUCAGGUAUUCCAACAAGAAGUUUAAGAAUUAGUACUAUUUCAAAGGAAUGCCCAAUUGAUGUAAUUUCAAAAGGAUCAAAUGAUUUCCGCCAGCUUUCUACUGCUACUACUUUGAACCAGUCAGUAAAACAAGGGCAAAAACUACAAACUACAGUUAAAGCUAAUCCAACAAUCAAGAGCGAUUUAUGGGAAGGAGCUAUGAACGAGCCUUUUAUUAGUAAAAUCUUGAAAGAAGCUUCACAAUACAUUGAUGAGUCAUAUGGUGUUGACCAAUCAUUAAGUAUGGCAACACAAGAGGAGUCAAAGAUUGCAGUUCUGGAGAUGAGAAGAAGAUUAAAACCAGCAGAAAUGUUAACAAAGUCACAAUCACCAAAGAUAUUAGAUGUUGUUGAUGAUGUUGAUAAUAUUGCAAAUGAAUUAUUAAAAGUUACCGGUGUUUAUAAAUCAGUAACUAAAGAGUUACUAGAUAAGUUGGAUGAUGUUGAAGCAAUUCAUUCUUCACAGACUGGAUUCCAAAGUUUCACAUUAAAUACACAAAAAAUGCCAUUUGAACAAACAUUUUCUGUAUAUGAUAUGCCGAGAACCCAAAGAGGACCAAGUGAUUGGGGUUACACAACCACUCCAAUUGACGGGAGAACUAAAUUGCUUGGACAGAAUUCUCCAAUAACCGGUUCAUCCGAGCAUUCACCAAGGGGAACCUUUGCACAAAUUAAGAAUAGAAGAUUUUUUGAUUUCACCUUAACAGCUGAAGUUUACCCACCAAUUUCAGGUAUUUUUGGUAUUUCAUUUAGAGUAAGAGAUUUGUCCAAUUACUAUUUGCUUGAAUUUAAUCAAGAAGAAGAGAGAAUUAGAUUAUUAAGACUUAAAGAAGGUAUUACUUAUAUUUUGGAUACAAGAGAAGGCUUUAAGCUUCAGAAGGGAAUAUUCCACAAGAUAGAAAUAACUGUCCAAAGAGAUAGAAUCUACUCUAAAGUUGAAAAUAUUAAACUACAAGUUGUUGAUGAAGGUUUACUUUCAGGUACUGUUGGGUUCUAUUCUAAUGGAGUUGUUGGAGGUGUCUAUUUUGAUAAUAUUUCAAUUAAAGCCAAGUCUUGCAAGAAAUUCUUCAUGUCACCAGCUCCAAGGUCACCAAGAUGUUCCAAUUAUAAACAAUGUUAUUUAUCCACAUUUGAGACAACUUAUGAUGUUGUUAAUGGCAACGAUAAUAGUAACUGGGAGUAUGUCAAAGAAUAUAAGGGAAGAACAAAUGCAAUGGUUGUCAAAACUUCUGGUGAAUCUAGAGUCCUUUUAAAGGAAACCCAUACUUGUAAAAAUGGUUAUUUCUCCUUUGACUUUAAUCCACCCUGUUCAAAUGGAAAGGUUUCGGGUAUUUUCAGAUAUACCGAUAAAGAUAAUUAUUAUCAGGUUGUUGUUUCAAAUUUAUCUACUACUUUGAUCAAAAAAAUUAAGGGUAAAACCACUCUUUUAAAGAAGUCUAUGUUUGGUUUUACACAAGAUGAAUGGAAUCGUAUACUUGUGAACUUUGAAGGAUCAACAAUCUUUGUCUACUCAACUAAAUAUAAUGGAAGCACUAAGGAAAUUAUUAAGGUUACUGAAAAAGACACUCAAAUAACCCAUGGUAGAGUCGGAUUGAGUGUCAAAAACUGCUCUGAAACAGCCUUUGAUAAGAUUUCCCUUGAGCCAUUUAGAGUUGAUUCAGACAAAGAUAUUCAGACCUCAAAUAAAGAAACUAACUCUAUUUACAAGCCCUGUACUUUAAACGUCCACAUCCUACAGAGAGAACAACAUUGUGAGACCAUGUUUGGAGCCAAUUCGCAAAAAGCAAUUACAUGUACUAAUAACUACUGUACUGAAUGUUGUGACUACUAUACAAAUAUGAUUACCGACAGAACAUACUAUAAUUCAUGUAAGAGUACCUGCUCAGUUAAUGAUAGUUCUGCUGAAAAUUCAACUAAGGAAUAUAUUAAUCAGCUCGCCAAUUGUAUUUCUGGAACUAGUAAAGCCUUUGAUGUCUGUACAGAGACCGACCAGAAAUGCAAAGUUGAGGUUUGUGAUUUAUGUUGUAAUAGCACAUUCGAUGGUUUAAAGAAGGACAUUCAAGGAAUGGUUGUAAAGGCUUGUCAGACUCAAUGCACUCACAGAUUUGAAACCGACAAGGUUAUGGCAUAA